Messenger RNA from Tripterygium wilfordii, 1462 nucleotides. Its product is annotated as protein JINGUBANG-like. The transcript has a single exon. NCBI's taxonomy places the organism in Eukaryota, Viridiplantae, Streptophyta, Magnoliopsida, Celastrales, Celastraceae. Gene Ontology annotation, molecular function: protein binding. Bases 209 to 1462 code for a protein of 417 amino acids. The record is from RefSeq and is a predicted model, not a curated record.
UCUAUAAGCCUUUGAGGCUAAGCAAAUUGUUCUCAAAGACAUGGAAAAAGUAAAUAUGAGAGUUAAAAAUUGCGUCUACAUCCUUAUACCGGCCUUUGUUUCACCAUCUUUUUUUUUUCUUCUUCUUCUUGCUCAGCCUCUAAGAUUCUUGUCUUAUAUAAACCUGACCACAUGAUUUAUUUCCAAUUCUGUUUUACUACAGAAGAAAAUGGGACUUCUUCCUUGUCCCCCAACUUAUGACUCAGAAAAAGAUUCUCAAUCUAACUCUAGUCAUCGUCUUCACUCAGAAUCAUCAACCUCCUCUCUUUCUUCUCAACCGAGUCUACCUUCUGUUCCUUCCCUCACCCCACCAUCCCAACAACAAAAGCAAGUCCUCUAUGCAACCCCCAACUGCAUAGCCACUCUCAAAGGGCAUUCCUCUUAUAUCUCUUCCCUUGCUUUAACUGGAAAAUUCCUCUACAGUGGCUCUUCGAACGGCGAAAUAAGAGUAUGGAGCAGAAACCCUUCCUCACUCCUUUAUUCAUCAACUGAUAAUGUAGUAGCCACUAGCAGUGGAGGAGUUAAGUCACUAGUAGUCUUAGGAGAUAAGCUUUUCAGUGCCCAUCAAGAUCACAAAAUUCGUGUAUGGAAAAUUGAAAACACCAUCUUAAAUCCAAAACUCAAGUGCAUAGCCACUCUUCCUACAAUCAGUGACUAUCUGCUCAGGUGUUUCUGCGCCAAAAACUACGUAGAGGUUAGGAGACACAAGAAGAGCACCUGGGUACAUCACGUAGACGCCAUAUCCACACUUGCAAUAUCAAGAGAUGGUUCUCUUCUGUAUUCUGCUUCAUGGGAUAGAACGUUCAAAAUAUGGAGAACCUAUGAUUUUAGAUGUUUGGAGUCAGUAGAGAAGGCACAUGAUGAUGCUAUCAAUGCCAUAAUAGUAUCCCAUGAUGGAUUUGUUUAUACAGGUUCAGCAGACAAGAAAAUCAAGGUGUGGAAGAAGCAAUCAGGGGAGAAGAAGCAUUCGCUGGUGACUACCAUGGAGAAACACAAGUCAGCAGUUAAUGCUUUAGCGCCCAGUAAUGAUGGGUCUGUACUGUAUUCUGGUGCCUGUGAUCGAUCAAUUCUAGUUUGGGAGAAACACUGGAGCACUACUGGGAGUGAGAAUGGUGAACAUAUGGUUCUGACAGGUGCACUCAGAGGACAUGGAAAGGCAAUUCUGUGUUUGGCAGUUCUUUCCAAUUUAGUAUUCAGUGGAUCGGCUGACAGAACUGUUAGGAUUUGGAAGAAAGGACUUGACAAGAAUUAUUCGUGUUUGGCAGUGUUAGAAGGGCAUAAACAACCAGUCAAGUGCUUGAUUGCGGCUGUUGAUAUCAAAAAUGAAAGAAGUGUUUCUGAUUCUGGUGCUUCUUGUCUAGUGUACAGUGGCAGUUUGGACUGUGAAAUUAAAAUCUGGCAAGUACAAGUUCCAUGUUUGUAA